GCCACCCCAUCGCCUCUCUCCUCUCUCUGACGGGACACCAGACUCUCCAGCAUCAACAUCAUCCAGUUCUCUUUAACUUCACAUCAAGAGCAGACGAGCAGCAGCCAACAUGACCAUCAACACACUCAGUCAGGAUGGAGUGCAGCGACAGCAAAUGCCCUGUUUGACCAAGAUGGAGCGCAUGAUCAUAUCCAUGCAGGACCCUGAUAUGGGCAUCAAGUUGCGCAACCAGCGUCUCCUUAUUACGGUCAUUCCACACGCCAUGACUGGUGCAGACAUUGUUGAAUGGCUGAUUAAGAAGUUUUCUAUCUCUGAUGAAGAGGCAUUGCACAUUGGACACCUUUUUGUGAAGUAUGGAUACAUUUACCCUUUAAAAGAGCCCAGAAACCUUAUUCUGAAAGCUGAUGAUUCACCAUAUCGCUUUCAGACUCCGUACUACUGGAUGUCGACACGCUGGCCUGCCUCAGAAUUGGACUUUGCAAUCUACUUGGCCAAGAAGAAUAUCCGAAAACAAGGAGAACUAAUUGAGUAUGAGAAGGAGUGCUAUAAUGCUUUACAUAAACGCAUCAACCACACCUGGGACUUUGUUGUGAUGCAGGCAAGAGAGCAGCUCAGGGCAUCAAAACAGCGUCGGAAAGCAGAUCGUAUAGUGCUGGAGUGUCAGGAACAAGCCUUCUGGCUAGUUAACAAACCGCCUCUGGGGAUGCUGGAUAUUGUAGAUUACGGACCGGAGAGAAGAACCAUGAACACACGAGUGCAACUGAACGCAGAAUUCUACAAAAAAGAGAUUGAACAUAACAGGAUAAGCCUGGGGAGGAAUCGUGUCAAGUCCUCAAUUUGCCUUGAGAGUUAUGUGAAGUACUGUGAGCAGUACCAGCCCCAUGACCCCAUAAUGCAAGGCUGCCUUCCCAGCAACCCCUGGAUCACAGAUGAUGUCAUGUUUUGGAGCAUGAACUCUGAAACAGUCACUGUGCCGACUAAACUGCGUGUGGAGCGCUGGAGCUUCAGCUUCAUGGAGCUGCUGAAUGACCCAAUGGGCAGAAAAGAGCUCCUCAUUUAUUUGGAGAAAGAAUUCAGCGCGGAGAACUUGUGUUUCUGGCAGGCCUGUGAGGACGUUCGUCAUGGAGAGACCUCAAAAAUUCCAGAGAAAGUGAACGAGGUUUACAAGCAGUUUCUGGCUCCUGGUGCAAGUCGCUGGGUGAAUAUCGACAGCAAGACCAUGGAAAAAACCCUGGAAGGACUUAGGCGCCCUCAUCGUUUUGUCUUGGAUGAUGCUCAAAUGCACAUUUACUUCCUUAUGAAAAAGGAUUCGUACCCCCGUUAUCUUAAAUCGGAACUCUACAAGAACUUAUUAGCCAGAGCCAUUGUACCACAGGAAACCAAGAAAAGUGUGUUCCCGUUCAUGCGCCGCCAGCGUCACUCCAGCCCCUCGCCUGCUCUCGCCACACAAACCCCAGAGGAUGAUGGGAAGAAUUCUAACUCUUCCAAAAGCAAUUCCGGAACUGCAUCCCGGCUUUAAACAUGCACACAACAUUUAUUGCUAUGUGUGUGUGUGCUACCUGAUGUUACCUGACACAGUUGUAAAUGGCAUCUGAAUCAUCUCCGGUUGUGCUCUACAAAACAGAUGUUAGCUAAACAGUAGCAAUAGCUAAAGGUUAUUAUUUAAAAAGAAUGCUUGAUUCACAUUUCUCUAUCACAGAACUACAACUUUUCAUGCAUUUCAAAGAUACAAUUUAUGAUGUAGCAAUAAUGUCAUCAGACAUAUUCUCACAAACUUUCAGCUCAUGUUCUCAUGUUUUAAGUGGAACUUGCCUUUUUCACACAUUUGUCAUGUUUUUAAUGUAUUUAUUUGAUAUAAAGAUUUUCCUUUCAGCUAUAAA
Megalobrama amblycephala (Wuchang bream) is the source of this 1880-nucleotide messenger RNA. It is a transcript of the gene rgs11, whose product is annotated as regulator of G protein signaling 11. The record is from RefSeq and is a predicted model, not a curated record. Lineage: Eukaryota; Metazoa; Chordata; Actinopteri; Cypriniformes; Xenocyprididae. Gene Ontology annotation, biological process: intracellular signal transduction; regulation of G protein-coupled receptor signaling pathway; G protein-coupled receptor signaling pathway. The transcript has 17 exons. Bases 110 to 1519 code for a protein of 469 amino acids.